This is a messenger RNA of Cebus imitator (Panamanian white-faced capuchin), 729 nucleotides long. It is a transcript of the gene ARGFX, whose product is annotated as arginine-fifty homeobox. Gene Ontology annotation, biological process: regulation of transcription by RNA polymerase II. NCBI's taxonomy places the organism in Eukaryota, Metazoa, Chordata, Mammalia, Primates, Cebidae. Gene Ontology annotation, molecular function: RNA polymerase II cis-regulatory region sequence-specific DNA binding; DNA-binding transcription factor activity, RNA polymerase II-specific. The annotation marks the transcript as partial. Gene Ontology annotation, cellular component: nucleus. The transcript is spliced from 4 exons. The record is from RefSeq and is a predicted model, not a curated record.
AUGGCUAAGACUUUUGCAGAAAAUCCCCAGCAGAAUGGUAAUGUGGAACAUGAGUGUGGUGGCGCAGCCUCGGCUCACUGUAGCCUCAACCUCCCAGGCUCAAGUGAUCCUCGCGCCUCAGCCUCCCAAGCAACUGGGACUACAGCAACAUGGAGAAGGCAUCAAGAACGUACUUCAUUCACCCGCGAACAGUAUCAAGAGCUAGAAGCUCUGUUUCGUGAGACCAUGUUCCCAGAUAGAAAUCGUCAGGAGAAACUAGCUUUGAAACUUGACCUACCAGAAUCAACAAUAAAGGUUUGGUUCAGGAACCGGCGAUUCAAACAGAAAAAGCAGCAGCAGCAGCAGCAGCAGCAACAGCAGCAGCAGCGACAGCAGCAGCAAUCAGCAAUGCUACCAAACCAGAUUCUUCAAUCCAAGAAGGAUGUGCCCACCUUCCUGAGAACAUCUAUCAUUUCUUAUGCUUUUUCUCCUGUGGUUUCAGAUUUCUACAGCUCCCUUCCACCUCAGCCCUUAGGCCCUUCCAAUUGGGCAUGGAACUCUACCUUCACUGAGAGUCUCACAAGUGAUUUCCAAAUGCAAGAUACUCAGUGGGAGAAGCUGGUAGCCUCAGUUCCUGCUUUGUACUCUGAUGCCUAUGACAUAUCCCAAGUCAUAGAACUGUAUGAUCUUCCUGAUGAGAAUGAGAUAACCAGCUCUUCUUUCCACUGUCUGUAUCAGUACCUCUCACCC